UUUUUAGUGUCAAUAAUAACACGCCGGCAGUAAAACGCGGUGGAUUUAUUUUAAGUUCUUCUUUUAUUUAAUGUCUACCGGUAAAAAGUGGUUUGAAAUGCAUGUUUGUGGUAUUGAAAUAAGUAACAUUAUUGCGACCUCGGCAUGCAAAACAUCGCGCGCUUAAGCUCGAAUCAUAAACGUUUACCGCAUGCGGCAAACACGUGAAACCAAAUAUAAUAAAAUUAUAAGGAAAGAAGAAACAACAGACCAUGGCUGACGAUUUUAGUUUAGAUGAGAUUGGUUUUCUGCUAAGCCCACCACAUGAGCGAUCGCCAAAUGAAAUGGCGCCCGCAAACGGGAAGUUGUCGAAAAAGCGCCUUCUAAUCGGCGACCUCAUUGCUAACAACGAUGAGCUAGUGCGCCGAGUGAAGGAGCUCGAGGGACAAGAGCAGCAGCUGUGCAGCAUAAAGCGUACCGCUAGCGAGGUAACCGAGCUAUAUAAGCAAGAGAAGAAACAACGCAUCGAAUUCGAGCGCCGAGCACUUGAAGAAAGCGGACGUUGCUCCGAUCUGGAGAAACAGUUGGACAUACUAAAACUAAACUGUGAACAGCUGCAGGAAGAAGCCAAGCUUAAGUCUCUGCCAGUUGACUCUAAAGAUAUUGUCAUUAUUUUUAUGCAACUAGCGUUGCGCAUUCAAGAGGAUUCCUGUUCAGGCGGACUAACGCGGGCCGAGUAUAAUAUGCUGCGCAAGCUAAAAGAUUAUUGCAAGUCGGCAAAUAUUUCUGUACCUCCUUCGAAGAGCCUAAUGAAGAAACGAGCAAAAAUCUUAACUGCAACGAAAGCAACUUCAACAGAAACAUUGGUAACGCCCACAAUGCCUACGAUGUGCUCGAUUGGCGUACAAAGUGAGAGAUUUGUAACCACGCGUGAUCAGAGCGUACAGCAUAAGAAUACCACAACAACGCGCGGUACGACGACAGCCGCGCUUAUCGAAACGCGCACCGUGGGCACCUGCUUUCCAGAGCCGGAACCACCUCUUGACGCUUAUCAAAUAUUGGAGAAGAUGCUAGGGUGGAACAUUACGCCGGUGAGCCCUCUCUCUGAUGAGCCAUUCGUACCCGAAGAGUUGCCAAUGAUUAGUGUGGGCACAAACACUGACAUAUGCGAUAUACAUCGUGAGAUUGACUACCUGCCCGUGCUGCCAGCUCAAUUGAAACGUUCGGAUUCCCGACCGCCAUCACGAACCAUGCACGACAGUGUCAAGGAUGAGCUGACGCCGCCCAUCGAUGCAGCGACACCAGAUGGCUACAGUCACACCAUGGCAAAGAAACUGUUCAACUUUAUACCGCACAGUCAAAGUGUUCUCGACAAGAUGCCACCUCAGGACUUCGAGGAGAUCUGGCAAAUCGUGGGCCAAAUGCUGCUCGUUGCCCUACAAAGUCGCCCCGCGAACUCCAUUAGCCAGACUGAUUUUCGCGACUGGUUUUACUCGCUGUACGAGAGCCACCAGACUCAGAACGAUGCACCCUGCAUCGACAUUAGUAAUAAGGAAACAUUUAUGGCCCCAGCAGGUGAAGAAUUGUCACCUGAUGAUCGCAAUGGUUCCAUAGAAACACCGCCUCCAGAAAUGGGCUUGGAACUAACCCCGAUACGACUGACUCAAUUCAAGGAGAUAGAGGAACUCAAUACCACGCCAAAGAUUAAUGAACAAAACUCAUGCGCACAGGAAUGUAAGAAAAAGAAGAAGAAAAAGAAGAAGGAAAAGAAGAAGGAAAAGAAGCAGAAAAAGAAGAAGGAACAAUCAAUACCCACAACACCUACAGAAACUGCAGUUAAUUUCCUAACUAAUUUAAGUGAUUUCCACAACUCUAACUGUGAUAACUUAGACAUUCAGCUGAAUGAAGAGGAACGCGAACUGAUGCAACUGGCGUCUUCAACAGCAAGUAAUAUGCUGUCGUCAAUCACAUCUCCUGUUCAUAAGGACUUUCUUUCGCUGAGUCCAGUAACGGACAUGUCCUCUAGUCCGAUAUUUGAUGAAUCUUUAAAUGUGGAUAAACCACAGUCAAUGAAUGCAAAGCCACUAGGCACACGUGCAGCCCACAUCGAUUUUAUGGCCUUGUUUGGCAGUGAUUCGGACUCGGCAGAUGAUCAAGCGUCUGCAAACACGAAAGUAGUAGUUGAUGAAGUAAACGCUGACAUAAACUCAAGCAACACGGAAGAGGAGAUACCCAAUGGUUGCGAUGUCCGGCAUAAGGAUACACCGCCGGAGCCCAAUUCGGUCAUUAAUAAUAGUGAUCUUGGUUGCGAUUCCCAUCACAUUAAUAAGACAAAUCGGUUGCAGCGCAAGCGAAAGCUAAGUUCGCGUAACUCAUCUGAUACUCAGUCAGGAACUAGUGAAGAUGGGAAUAUAGUUACCAGCGAUGACCAUCUGCAUGUGGACGAUACAAACAACAAACGUUUAGGUGGCUUUUCUGAGUCUCUAUCUGAAACUAGAGUAGAGGCGAAUCCAGUCACCAGCGAUGAUCAUACUCAUGUGGAUUAUACAAACAAUAUACGUAACCGUCUCUUAUCUGAGCCUCCACCUGAAACUAGAGUAGAGGCGAAUUCAGUCACCAACGAUAGUCAUCCAAAUGCGGAUUAUACAAACCAUACACGUGGGCGUAUCUCGUAUGAGUCUCAGCCGAGUGCUAGAGAAGAGAAAACAAGCAAUAGACGUAAACGUAGCUCAUAUAAGUCUAUGUCUGAAUCUGGCGAAGAGACUGCAGUCACCAGCGUUGGCCGUCCUCAUGCGGAGGAUACAAAACUUCGCAGUGCUGGUGCAAAGCAGCCUUCACAGGUUGCUGUCACAGUUCCUCCGGUGAAAUGCAUACGAAGAGCAAGCAAGCGUAUUGCACUCAAGAAAAAGUCAACAUCAAAUGAGGAAUCAGUCGAUUCCAAUCAAAGUGUGGACAAGAAAUCAGUAUUCGAUGAUCUUGAGAAUGGUACGGAUCGUCAUGAUAUGGAUGCAGACAAAUUGGCUGUGAUUAUUCCUACUGAGAUCAAAAAACUAGAGACAAGCACAAUCAUAUGUGAAACAGUCGCGUCCCAGCUCACGAUAAAUGAUGAAUCAGAUCACGAUGCGGACAGCGGGGAAAGAGGUUUAAUUAUCAAUGAAGACAUUCAGCCCGAUAACGAAUACAUUAACGAGACUUUACCAUCAGUAUUGAUUGAUCAGUACAUGAAUGAAAUGUCUGAGGAUCCAAGCGAAUCCGAUGUGGACACCAUGGACCAGAACCCAGUCAGCAAUGGCGGUCAUCACAGCGAUUCCGGUCAUGAUGAUGACAACACAUGUCUGCAAGAUAAUAUUGAAAGCCCGACUGUGAUAUGCAGUUCAUUUAGCAGUUUGUCCGAAUUGAAUGGCUCUGAUGCACUUGUCGCCCCGGAGCAUUCCGAUGAGGAUAAGCAGCAAAAUAGAAAGCCGCCUGGAAAACCCAAGCAACACUGCAGCAUGAAUGACUCAUUCGAAUCACAGUGCACCUCGAAGCGUCUCACGCGCUUGCAGGCUAAGCAGCUGCAGCUGGAUGCGGAUGAUCAAGAGUCGAGCAGUGGAAUAGCAGUGCAGGAAAGCUGUCUAUAUGAAAGCUCGCCUAUGUCGCCCACUCUGCCGGAUAGCUGCGAAGCGAUUGGCAGCGAGCCCAUAGAAAUUCCACUGAACUUACCUGGGGGCAAAAGAAGCCUGGGUGCGCCAAAGCCGCUGAUAUCCUACAUGAUCAACGCGUAUAAGGCAGAGCCCAAGAAGCACCAGACUAACAAGCCAAAAAGGAGGGUGGAUAUGCUAAAUUCUCAGUUACGCGAAUAUUUGAAACAGUCAGACGAGUUGGAACCGACGUCUAUUCAGUAUAAGGGAAUAGACGACCAAUAUAUAAUCAUUGCCUUAAUAGCGGCAUAUAGUGAAGCAAGCGACGAAACUGUAAACAAUACGAUUGUCAUGCAACGUACGCUGACGCUGAUCAAACAAUUGCAGUGUGAGAAGAACUCGUUUAUAGGACACUUCAUGAAAAUAUUGGAGCAGCGUUUGUUCAAGGCGAAGGAUAGGCUUACCGAUCCAGCGGCAUUCAUGUGUGUAAAGCUCUAUUUACAAUUGAUUGGACUGCAAGCAAUGCAAGCCAAUCCCGUCGAGAGCUAUGAGAAUCCAGCGCGCCUGUUCCUAGCCAAAAUACUCUACCACUACAGCAAGCAAAUGUCGCUAUUGGUGAUGGAGGUGCUCUGUCAUUAUCCCACUGUGCUGCCACAUCGCGAGGAACAAUCGUAUGAUCACAGUGAUCCAUUGAUCACGGUCAUAAAGCAUCUGCUCAUGUGCAAUACGUACAAUGUCAGCGAUCCAAACGGACCCGAUCGUGCACUGAUAUCCAAGCUGCGAUACGAAUAUCACUUCCAGCCCUUUAAGCCAAAGAAGCAGGAUGUGAUCGAGAAUCUGAUCGAGAAAAUUAAAGCGGGGCGCACGCAUGAGCUAAGCUAUGCCUUUGCCCUCUUCUGCAGACGAAGCAUCCAACUGAACGUGACCAACAUGCUAAUGAAACAACUGAUCGCGCUGGUGACGAACUACUGUGAUUUGUGCGUACAAACUGAGGAGUACGAUGCGCGCAUGGAAUGCCUGCUGCAGUGCACAUCGAUGAUUGCCAAGCAACAGCAUCUGGACAGUAAUGUGGAUCUCACUACCUACUUAACGCUCUUCAAACGGAUCAUCGUGGCGGUGCCGCGGCCUGGCGUCCAGGAGGCAGCCGUCCAGGCCAUACUACGCAUGCAGCGAUUCGGCUACGAAUUCGUUGUAGAUGCCCUCCAGGGCUACAAACCCACUUAUCCACUGUCACCGAUGACACGCGCUAUGCUGCGCAGCUUUGUCGAGCGCCGGUAUUUGUACCUGCUAGCAGCAAAGGCAUGAAUCAACGUAAAUAGUUUUGAA
This is a messenger RNA of Drosophila navojoa, 4925 nucleotides long. It is a transcript of the gene Ice1, whose product is annotated as interactor of little elongation complex ELL subunit 1. NCBI's taxonomy places the organism in Eukaryota, Metazoa, Arthropoda, Insecta, Diptera, Drosophilidae. The record is from RefSeq and is a predicted model, not a curated record.